GGUCUACAAAUUGGACUUAGGCGAAAUUUCAAAGAGGCCACAGUUGAAUGGGUCGAUUGUCCGGAUUUGACUCAAGAACCCUUUAAUCUUACCGCACCUGGAUUAUGCGGCAAUGAAGUACUUUUGGAAAUUGGUGGUAUAUCACAACAGUUUCCUCGUCCGCAUAUAUUGUUCAAUUAUGAUUUCAGCGAAAUCUUAAAAGGAAUACCUUUUAACCAUACUAAUGUCUUAGUAAUCGGUGCUGGUAUAAGUGUACGAUCAUUGGAUCUACAAUUUGGCGAGCUUUUCGUAAAUGCGUCAUUUUCACAAGUAUCUGCAGAUUCAUUAAAUAUCAACAACCAAAGCCGUCUGGCAUUUCUGGAUCAAGCAACAGGAAAAUGUGCAUUGGAAUCAAUAACUGAUAAUACACUUAUUUGCUAUCCAUAUGGAAAUUUUUUUAUCAGCGAAGGCAAACCGGGAAAGGUUCUUAAGGUGCAGGCUAAGAAUUGUUUUGGUUUGCAUUUUUUAACAGCAAUGGAGUGUAGUCUUUCUCAAUACUCUGUUGAUAUUCCUUCUAAUUUUGUAGGUUUAGGUGGUACGUUUGUGAUGAAAAAUGGAGUAGCCAGAACCCACGUUAUGCCAUAUUCUUGGAAUAAUCAUGUAGAAACGGCGGAAGAUAUUAAUAAUUGGCUUCGUUAUUCUGACUUAAACGCACCUUUAUUAGCAGUUGGCACACUUACCAGCAAUUACUCAUAUCAUGUAAAAUCUUAUGAAAAUGCUGAUAAAAUUGAAUUUAAGCUUACUCAAAACCAUUUUCACGCUUAUUCCUCCAGCGGGAAGGUGGACACUUUUACACGGAAAUCCAACCUUUAAAUGCAGUAGAAUAUUUGAGAUAUUUUAAGCCUGCGAAAACGUUUUUUCAUAUGAAUCCACAUCCUAAACACGCUAGAUUCGAUAAACUGCUAGACUUUAACGAUAUGAUAAUGUACUGGUAACUAAUCAAUACUGUUUUAAUUCAAUUUUAAUUAGAACAUUAAUGAUAAUGCAAUUUAUGCGUUGUUUUAAAAAUAUUUAAAAAUAUGAUUAGUCUUUUUUCUUAUAUA
Messenger RNA from Cataglyphis hispanica, 1082 nucleotides. Its product is annotated as ester hydrolase C11orf54 homolog. The transcript is spliced from 5 exons. The annotation marks the transcript as partial. NCBI's taxonomy places the organism in Eukaryota, Metazoa, Arthropoda, Insecta, Hymenoptera, Formicidae. Gene Ontology annotation, molecular function: zinc ion binding; hydrolase activity, acting on ester bonds. The record is from RefSeq and is a predicted model, not a curated record. Gene Ontology annotation, cellular component: nucleus.